AGCACUUGGGCUUUCAGCUCCUGCCCGGUCACCUCGAUGCUUCAUCUCGAUGCAUGAGAGGCUGGGCCGAGAGUUCCAUCGGCGAGGUGGCCGUGGUCAAAGAGAAUGAGAAAGGCCGUUUUGGCUUCAUCAAGGCGGAGCGUUUCAGCAAGGACCUAUACUUCAAGUUGGAGCAGGUGACCUGCCACGGCGGCCUUGAGCUGCGCCGCGGGGACCAGGUGAGGUUCUGGUGCCGCGAGUGGGGAGAUGUGAGCCAUGUGAGCCAUGUGGAGCUAACGAAGUUGGCAGGUGGAAAAAGGAGGAGGCUUGAUGCACUGCAGCAAAUGGAAGUGUGGAGGGGAAAGCUACAAGGAGGCCAUGAGGAGGAGAGCGAAGCCGUACUUGAGGCUGGCUCCUGCUUGGCGGCGUGGAGGGCAGUCUCGGCCCUUCUGGCAGAAGCCUUGUCCGAGCAGUGGUCGGCCUUGGCUCCUGCUGAUGAGAUGGAGACCGACGAAGCGACCGCCCGCGUUUCCGGGCAGAGCAGCAAGCGUGGGCCGGAGCAUAAGAUCCUGGAGCAGGUCACACACGAGGGGGCGGACCUGCGAGAGAGCAUGCCCUUCAAGGAGAAAACGAUGCCCGUGGAUGAGGUGUUCUUCACCCACGGCCAGGUGAGCCCGCAGUUCCGGAACGGGGGGUCCCUCACGCAGCUCCUGGGCGACCUGCGCCGGGGCCGCCUCUUGCCGCAGACGGACCCGCGCCUGCGCCUGGACGUGGUGAAGCUCGCCAAGGUCCGCUCGGUGAACAACCGCCGCUUGUGGGUGCUGAAGGAAUUCCAGCAGGAGCUGCGCAGACACCGCCCCAAGUCGGACACGGUGAAAGUCGCCGUCCGCCUGCAUCCUUUAUGCAAAGGCACGGCCAAGUUCCUGUCCGAGCUAUGCAAUGCAGCGGCGUGCAGCGAGAAAGAGCAGCCUGAUAUCCACCCUGAGGACAACACCCGCCGCACCCUAUUGAAUAUCAGCUCAGCUGCCCUGGAAGAUGGGGUUGUGUGCAGAUGGGUUCUUGAGUCCCGGGCAGAGGAGCGCAGCAAGGUUCCUGUCAACGACCUGACCUACCUGGGCGCGCCGAAUUCUGUGGGCGUGAAGCGCCGACGCUGCGGGGGGGUGGCAGGUUCCGCAGUUCCGCCCCUCACCAGACAACAGCGUGAGGCUUGUGAGAGGGUGGAGCAAGGGGAGCGAGUUGACGCGGUGCAGUUUGAUGGCAAGCUUUUCGUGGUGGACCGUGAUCUCGGGCAAGCGCUGUAUGCGCGGCAGCAGCAGGGCCGUCAGAUUUGCGCAGAGGUCCGUGUAAUUCCUCUUUGCCCCAUGACCGCCAAAUUCGUCAUGGCCAACAGCAGCAGCAACAACGGCAAGAGCGUGGACAUCAGAGGUACUCUGCAAGCCAACGCAGAAUGGCCACUUGACCGUAUCGUGAUGGUGGUUUUGAGCUUGGCUCUGCGGCUGUCCAACUGCCCUCGCGCCCCGGACAUCUAUGGCGUGCUGGCAUCUUCGCGCCUUUUGGGGGAGCGCUCGGCUCUGAUCUCGGCUAUUCGAUCCAAGAGGCGCUUCGCGAAGCAAGUGCAGGAGCAGGUGUGGCCCUUCAUGCAGCAAGUGAUGAGAAUGCAAGCCUCCAAGUUCAACAUGGCCAUGCCGGUGUGCAAGUUCCUGGCGAACGACCGCCAUGGAAGAGAAGGAGCAGUUGGCUCGGAGCUUCUGGCGCUUCUGGACCGCGCCGCACAGCAACUCGCCGACCAACCAGAUCCAACAAACACUGCAUGGCACUGUUUGCCGGCGACGCCAACUGCAGAGGAGAUCACACGCCUGCAGAUCUUGCCAGAUGGGAAACAGCGAUUUCGAGCACUAGACUUACCAGUGGUGCGACAGGUUGGAAGCUACAGAUCAACCAGCGACUAUUUGGACACCUACUUUAGGCUUUUGCGGGAGGACUGCAUCUCCUCCUUGCGGAAGUCUCUUGCAGAUCUCCGGGAUCGUGGCGAGCAGGCGCAGCAUGCGCAGGAGGAAGGCAACGCUUUCCGGGCCAAGCUGAAGGGCUUCACAGCCGAGAGCCCAGAAGGUGUCGUGGAUAGCCGGGUGAAGGUGGUUCUGAAGAUCUUUCCAUUGUUCAGCUCCCGUCGCUUGAGGAGUGGGAAAUAUUUCAUGCCAGGGAAUUUGGUGGCGUGCGUGUGUGGCGGUGACUUCUCUGUGCCGCUUUGGCUGUUGGCAGCCAAACGCUCCCCGGAUGGCAGAGAGGUGGUCUUGGACAUUUACUCCGAGCACUUGGAGGACGAGGCCUCACUUCUGGCGCGGCUUUGGAGCGCGAGCAGCCUGACGCUGGUGGCGUCCCCCACAUAUUUCCGAUCUUUUGAGCCUGUCCUGAAGGCUUUGAAGACGGCGGAGACAGUGGGGUUGCCUUUUCAGAAGGAGCUGGUGAGGUGCCAAGGAACGAGUGGCUCCUCUUGCCUUCACUUGGCAGAUCGGCCAGUGGACCGCAGUCUCAUCUUCCAGGACCAGGCGCCGUGUGUCACCGAGUCCCAUCAGCUCGUGGGGCUUUCGGACGAGGUGCUCGGGAAGUCCUGGACUUUUGGCACGGAAGCCGCACCAACCGAGAUAGUCGCUGGAAGCUUCCGGUUUGCGAUCUGGUCAGAGCAAGAGUUUGGGGGUGGCUUUGCCUGCCGCAACCACAGCAAUGUGCAGAUUCUGGUGGUUUUUCCGUCGCGAGUCUGCCCGGUUAGGAUUGGACUCGACCGCGCGGUCCCAGCGCAGACGGAGCUUGCGGAGGAGGAAAGCCUUGCGCACCUGUUGAAGCCUGGAGCGAGCAUCGUUGACUUGCCUUUGAACACUGAGAUUGUUUCCUCAACCGGACAGCACGAGCUCCGCUUCCGCAUCGUGGCGCUGCGGGGCAGUGUGCAGCAGCUUCAGCGGGACCUGGGGACUGCCAUCAAACAGCCCGACGGGGCCUUGGCCAAAUCUACGACCUGGGAUGAGAGCCAGCUGCGCGCUGCCCAGCAUGCCCUCCAGUGCCGGCUAGCGCUCAUCCAAGGGCCGCCAGGCACUGGAAAGACUUUUAUCGGUUUCAAGUUGCUGCAGUUGCUGUUGCCACAGUCACGCGCACUGGUUAUGACCUACAAAAACCACGCGCUGGACGACUUCUUGCAACACUGUGUGGAGGCAGGCUACACGGAUCAACUGGCACGCAUUGGCGGACGCAGCAACGAGGAUUCUCAGGAACUGCAGGCCUGCAAUUUGAGGAGCCUCAAAAGGAAGGCUUUGUCGAAGACUCAAAGCCUCGCUGGCACAAUGCAACAACUGGCAUCUCACUCCUCACACGCCAAGGUGGCAGUGAAUGAAGCGAAGCAGAAGAUGCUGGAGGCUCUUCGCAAUUACCGGCAGAGAGGAGUGCACACGGUCGACACUUUCCUUGCUGCAGCGAGCAGCCGCCAGCUCGGGGAUUUGAUCUCCAACUUCUGGACCCAUGGUCAACGACGCCGUGAGCAUCGAGAGAUUGCAGAAGCCUGGGAAGAAGUUGGCCAGGAGAACUGGCCAAACCUAGCUCAGCGAAUGAGAUGGGGCACGAGCUGGGCCUACGAGCGGCUGCGGGGCUUCCUGGAUCAAGCCUUGCUGGCAUCUUGGGCUGCGUGGUAUCCAGACAACAGCAUCAUCAGCCAAGUUGCUGCUUCCUACGUCACUGGCAGAAUGGAGCCCGAUACUGCUGAAGAUGAUUCCGAAAUGUGGAGCCAGCUGAAUGAUUCCGAGCGAGUGCUGAUCCAAACUCAAGCAGAGGCUGACAAGGUGAUCUCCUCAUGCAGUGAGGAUGGUCACGUACGUCAAACGAUCACGAUUCGCCGUGGGGUGACUAUUGAGCAGGGAUGGAUGCUAAGUGCGUGUCAAGAUCCGUCCGGUUCGGGCAUUUCCUUGGGCGACCUGCGAAGCCGGCUUCCUGCAACGCUGGUUUUCGAUGACGAAGCGGAACGGGAGCUCCAGAAUGAGAUGGAGAUGGAGCGCUUGGAAAGCGCAGGCCAUGAGAAUCGGGAUGGGAGACAAGGGAGUGAACCUGACGUCUCAGCUCAUCCUGAGAAUGCGCAGCGCCCCUGCUUGCCACAUCUCCCUGGCAAGAUCCAGUUGGAAAAUAUGGAUGAGCGUCUCCUUUGGUGGCUUGGGCCUGAAGAGCGGGCGCACGUCCUCGUGCAGCAAAUCCUGCAACAAGCGAGCAGGUGCUUCCAGGACCUCCAAAAUGCUGCGACCGCCUUGGCUGCUGCCUGCCGCGACGAGGAAGCCAUGGAUGUGAGCCUCAGUGCAGAAAUUAUGCGUAGCAAGAGAAUCAUCGGCAUGACGGUGACGGGAGCCUCGAUCAACGCCGCCUUGCUCUCGCAGAUCAAGCCAGAUGUUGUGAUUGUGGAAGAGGCAGCCGAGGUUCUGGAGCCACAGAUCAUGGCGGUGUUGGGCCCAUGGGUCAAGCAGCUUAUCCUGAUUGGGGAUGACCGACAGCUGCCGCCACCUGUGGAGACUUACACACUGAAGCAGAAUCACCUGUUUGACACCAGUAUGCUGGAGCGCCUCAUUCUCAACAACCUGCCCAACGUGGAGCUUUGUCGACAGGGCCGCAUGCUGCCAUCUCUGUCAAAGCUGCUGAAACCCAUCUAUCCUCACCUCGAAGACAACAUGAAGGUUGUCGGCAAACUGGCAGGGCCCGCAUGUGUUGAGUCGGAGGUGUUCUUUUGGCACUGUCCGCAUUUCGAGGAGGAGACCCAGAGGAGUAAGGUCAACAAGGCUGAGUGUGAUCGAGCGGUGCAGCUGGUUUGCUUCUUCAUCUCGCAAGGCUACGAGCCAUCCAAGAUCACGGUUCUGGCCGCAUACCAGGCGCAGGCAUCGCUGGUCCACCGCGAGGUGCGGCAAAAGCUGCCCCGUUUUCUUGAAAACACCGGCUGGAAGCACGAGCUGUCGGAGGUACAGGUCUCGAUUGAUAGCAGCCUCCUGAAACGCGGCAACCGGGUUGACGUCACAGAUCGGAUCAUCAGUGAAGGAAGGGUGGUGAGCACGAGCGGAGGAAUGGUGAAAGCAGGAAGAUAUGUGGCCAAAGGCACAAAUGACAACAGCAGAGCAGACGGAAAGGUGCAGAUGGUGCAGGUCCUGCUGCAACCAGAGGAGCUGCAGCCCAACGAGAUGCCGGAGGUGAGCACAAUCGAUAGGUAUCAAGGCGCGGAGAAUGAGAUUGUGAUUAUUUCACUGGUUCGUUCCAACGAGAAGAACAAGCUGGGCUUUCUUGGCACGGAGGAUGGCAAGAAUCGCAUGUGUGUGGCGCAAUCUCGGGCAAAAUGCGGUCUUUACUUCAUUGGGAAUGCCCAGGGCCUGCGCACCUCCGCGCACUGGAAGGAGCUAUUGGACACGCUCCAGGAACGGGCGUGCGUCGGCCAUCAGUUCCCACAGAGGUGUCCGCGACAUCCAGAGGUGAAGAAGUACGCCUUGGAGGCCGCGGAUGUGGGUGUGGUGUGCAAGCAAGUCUGCGGCAAAGCGUUUGGCUGUGGAAACGAUGAUCAUACCUGCAAGCUUCCCUGUCACCCAGACGAGUCGGGAACUCGACACGCACGCGACAAGUGCCAUCAUCUCGUGGACAAGGUCUACAUUUGCAAAGAGUCUCCAGCUCAUGUGUUCAACAAUGUCGAGUGCAGGAUCCGGACAGAAGAGCUUUCAUGCCCAUUCAGGGAAUCUUUGGACUGCCAGCGCUCAGAGCAUAAAGUCAUUAGAAAGUGCGGGGAAGACAAAGAAGUCAUCAUUGCAUCCUGCAAGCAGAAUUGCACAACCCAGCUGGGAUGCGGUCACAUGUGUCCCAAGAAGUGCUGCGAAGACUGCAUUCCUGAGUCCGAAUGCCAAGUGCCCAAAGAGUUUGACUGCCCAGAGUUCCCCCAGCACAAGAGGAUCAAAAGCGCCUGCAGCUCCAGCUCCAAGCAGUUGCUUGCCAAAUGCUGGUCGCGUUGCAGCCGACAGCUGCCCUGCGGUCACUACUGUUCGAAUAGAUGCUGUGAUCCCUGCGUGACUCUUUGCGAGAAGCCUUGCAACCGCAAACUGGAGUGUGAGCAUAAAUGCCAGAUGAAGUGCAAGGAGGCAUGCAAGUGCACUCGUCCCAAGACAGUGUCGUGCGCGAGAACUCAAAAGAGCGAGACGCCUCACCAAGUUCGAGGUGAGUGCUAUGAGGAGGAUGCAUCGAUCGCUGCGCGCUGCCAAGAAGCCUGUGGCAGCCCGCUGUCCUGUGGACACCUUUGCCAGAAGCCAUGUGGCGAAUGCAGAGACUUGCACACAGCCAGUGGGGACUGCAGGCAGCAGUGCGCCAACGUUCUAGAAUGUUGCCACCCAUGCGGACGCCCUUGUCAGCACCAGGAACCAUGUGGACGCGUUUGUCCGAAUUGCGCGACGCCCAAGGCGAAGGCGAUGCCCAAGCCUCAGGUUCACCUCAUGCCGGCGCGCAAGGCCAUGCCGCGCCCGAACGAGGGGAGCCAGGCGAAGUCGCCAAUGUCAGCUACAUCACCCGCGGAUCCAGCAUCGCCGCGAUCGCCAGCAAGCCCGAUAUCGCCACCACACGUUUCAGGGCCAGGUUUGGUCGAGAAGAGUCCGGCUGUAUUGGUCUCUGAGCGCGAACGCGCACAUCACGCAGGUUCUUUCAGAGGCCGCGACAGUCGGCGAGAUAGCGACAUGCCUUCGAAGCGGCGCGGCCCCGAUGGCCGCGACUCGCGGCCGCCUUUAAAGCGGCGCAGAUGACCGUGCGGGUCAACUGGUUGUGUUUCGACCUGCUGGGGGUGACUUUGUGACGAUGAAUGUUUUUUUGGGG
Messenger RNA from Effrenium voratum, 6834 nucleotides. NCBI's taxonomy places the organism in Eukaryota, Dinophyceae, Suessiales, Symbiodiniaceae. The record is from the annotation of a GenBank genome assembly.